AUGGCAGAUGUCUGGACCACGCUCAUCACCAACACAGCGUAUCUGUCCGGCCUUCUGACGCUGGACUACUCGCUUAAAAAGGUCAAAUCCGCCUAUCCCCUUGUGGCGCUGUACACGGACACCUUCCCGGCAGAAGGUCUCGCGGCGCUCGCAUCCCGGGGCAUACCCGCGCAGCACAUCCGGUAUUUGCUGCCGACCAAGUCGCACAAGGACUACAGCAGCGAUCCGCGCUUCUAUGACUGCUGGAGCAAGCUGACGCCCUUCAGCCUGACCCAGUAUGACCGCGUGGUGCAGCUGGACUCAGACAUGCUGGCCCUGCGCAACAUGGACGAGCUGAUGGAGCUGGAGCUCGACGCCCCGGCCGCCGCGGCGCAGGGAGGCCCCGACAGCAAGCGCGUCUUCGCCGCCGGCCACGCCUGCGUCUGCAACCCGCUCAAGAAGCCGCACUACCCCAAGGACUGGAUCCCGGCGCACUGCGCCUUCACGCACCAGCACCCGGACCCGGACCGCGCGCAGACCGAGGGCGCCGACCCGGCCGUCGGCCCGCUGGGCUUUAUGAACGGCGGCCUGCAGGUCGUCAACCCCAGCGCCGAGGUCUUCCAGCAGAUUGUCGACUACAUGGACGGCAACGCGGCGAGCAUGGACUUUGCCGACCAGAGCCUGCUGUCGACGCUGUUCCGCGGGCGCUGGGUCCCGCUGCCGUACGUGUACAAUGCUCUCAAGACACUGCGCUGGGAGAAUGUUCAUGCGCCCAUCUGGAGAGAUUCUGAGGUCAAGAAUAUCCAUUACAUUCUGACUCCGAAUCCGUGGGACGAGCUGGAUGCGGAGGGUAACAGCACGAGUAAAGAUGAGACGCACCGGUGGUGGGCUGACGUCAACAAGGAGAGGAAGCUGAGUGAGAGGACACAGGGGCUACCUGAUGACGGUUUUUGA
Molecule: messenger RNA, 933 nt
Organism: Phaeoacremonium minimum UCRPA7
Lineage: Eukaryota; Fungi; Ascomycota; Sordariomycetes; Togniniales; Togniniaceae
Product: putative glycosyl transferase protein
Exons: 2
Coding region: 1-933 (310 amino acids)
Molecular function (GO): glycosyltransferase activity
Source: RefSeq, a predicted model, not a curated record